Molecule: messenger RNA, 1125 nt
Organism: Halichondria panicea
Lineage: Eukaryota; Metazoa; Porifera; Demospongiae; Suberitida; Halichondriidae
Product: nuclear distribution protein nudE-like 1
Exons: 8
Coding region: 55-987 (310 amino acids)
Biological process (GO): establishment of mitotic spindle orientation; mitotic centrosome separation; microtubule nucleation
Cellular component (GO): kinesin complex; kinetochore; centrosome
Molecular function (GO): microtubule binding
Source: RefSeq, a predicted model, not a curated record
AAAAUAUUGAAAUCACUUUAGGCGUCUAAUUAAAGGAAACUAGGCAAGAAGAAGAUGAGUUCGAGUACAAGUACACACACAGGAGAGGGCGAGCCAUCUUUUGGUGAGGUACAAGAUGAGUUGGACUAUUGGAAGAGAAGAGCCCUCGAGUAUAAGGCCAGUUUGGAGGAGGUGAGGGGUGAAUUCGAUGACUACCAAGAGAGCAGUCGAGAGCUGGAGGCAGAGCUGGAGGCCCAGUUAGAGCAGGCAGAGGGCAACAACAAAGACCUCCUCUCUCGUGUGGCCAGACUAGAGGAGGAGAAUGACUCACUCAAGAGCAAACUAGAUGUGAACCAAAGUGAGACUUAUGUGUCUCUGUCCACACUACAAGAGGAGCGCUCUGAACUGACUGCCCUCAAGGAGACACUACAGACUUAUGUGAGACAGUUAGAGCAGGCCAACGAUGACUUGGAGAGAGGAAAGAGGUCAACAAUGUCAUCUCUGGAAGACUUUGAGAAGAAACUGAAUCAGGCUUUUGAGAGAAAUGCCAUCCUAGAGAACGAGUUGGAUGAAAAGGCGCGACUUGGAGAGAUGUGUCAGAGGCUCAAGGAUGAGGUCAGAGACCUUCAUGCUGAGAUGAGCAGAGAGAACAAGAAGCGUACACCAACGUCUGGCUCUACUCCCCUCCCCUCUGUAACUGCCACACACACUGUCCCCACAACAAUCAGAGAGUCUCCUCUUAUCAAGGCCAAUCCAUCACCAGAAGGCACUCCACUUCACACCACCUUUGUGGGAUCACAAAACUUCACUCCAUCCACAAGAAUAUCAGCUCUGAACAUGGUUGGAGAUCUACUGCGGAAGGUUGGGGCAUUGGAGUCGAGGCUUGCCCUGUGUAGGACCCACAUAUCCCCCAAGGAGCGCAGAGUCGGCAGUCCAGUAGAAGGGUCAAAGGCCAAGCGUAUGCACUUGGUGAAAGAGCCUCCUAAUCUGACCAAAAUAACUGUGUAGUCUAGGAGGGCACUCAUCAGCUCUCUGUCUGUGCCUGCUAGCCUUUAUUAUCAUUGCCUGCUUGUAACCUAUGUACCAUUUUAACAAAGACAUGUCAAUAUACCGGUAUUGAUUAUCAAACCCCUCGAUAUAAUUAAA